Messenger RNA from Psammomys obesus (fat sand rat), 513 nucleotides. RefSeq names its product colipase. Gene Ontology annotation, cellular component: extracellular region. The transcript has 3 exons. Bases 69 to 410 code for a protein of 113 amino acids. The record is from RefSeq and is a predicted model, not a curated record. Gene Ontology annotation, molecular function: enzyme activator activity; lipase binding. Gene Ontology annotation, biological process: response to food; lipid catabolic process; digestion. NCBI's taxonomy places the organism in Eukaryota, Metazoa, Chordata, Mammalia, Rodentia, Muridae.
CUUGGCAGGCCCUCACCUUCUGCUGUCUGAACUGCCAGCUGCUACCCACACCAGCUACGCCAGCCACCAUGGAGAAGGCCCUCGCCCUUCUGCUCACAGCCCUCCUUGCGGCAGCCUAUGCCGCUCCUGGCCCCCGGAAUCUCUUCAUCAACCUGGAUGAGGGCGAGAUCUGCUUAAACAGCAUGCAGUGCAAGAGCAGAUGCUGCCAACACAACACGAUCCUGGGUAUUGCCCGGUGCACACACAAGGCCUGGGAAAACAGCGAGUGCUCCCCAAAGACACUGUAUGGGAUUUACUAUCGGUGUCCCUGUGAGCGGGGCCUGACCUGUGAGGGCGACAGGAGCAUCAUUGGCGCCAUCACCAACACCAACUACGGCAUCUGCCUUGACACCGGGCGCUCCAAGCAGUGAGACAGCGCCAGAAGCUGGGCCCAGGGGGGGCACCUCUCCCUCCCCUCCCCCCCCCGUCCCUCCUGAGCCAGCUGUUGGCAAUUAAAGUCCUCCCGCAACCUUG